AUGGCGAAACCCAAGUUUGCUAUUCUCGACGACUAUCAGGGCAUUGCGCCCGCUUACUUUGCACAUCUCGAGUCGCGCAUUGAUAUCUCCAGUUUCCCCGAAACCCUCGACCCCCGCGAUCCUAGACAGCACGAUGCUCUCGUCCAACGACUCCUUCCCUUCGAUGUGAUUUUAGCAAUGCGCGAGCGAACCCCCUUUGCUGCCAAGACAAUCUCCGCGCUGCCGAAUUUGAAACUCCUUCUGACCACCGGAACCCGCAAUCUCUCGCUAGAUCUCGAAGCAUUUGCGCGUGCCAAUAUCCCAGUCGCGGGGACCGAAGGGCGACCUCCUGGCGUCAAUUCUACCGUGCAACAUACCUGGGCCUUGAUUCUAGCGCUUGCUCGGAAUGUGGCACGCGACGAUGCGGCAGUGAAGCGGGGUGAAUGGCAAGGCUCCCUGGGGUUAAAUCUGUCUGCAAAGACCCUCGGACUGCUUGGUUUAGGGAAACUCGGAUCCCAGGUGGGAAAGAUUGCAGUGUUGGCCUUUGGGAUGAAAGUGUCAGCCUGGUCGACCAAUCUGACCCAAGAAAAGGCCGAUGAGCAAGCUCAAGCCCAGGGCCUGCCUGCCGGAUCAUUUGUGGUCGCUCCAUCCAAAGAGGAAUUCUUUGCACAGGCCGACGUUGUGAGCUUGCACAAUGUGCUCUCCGAUCGAAGCCGCGGCAUUGUCGGUACUCCCGAGUUGGCCAAGAUGCGAUCCACUGCGUUCAUUGUCAACACUUCACGUGGGCCCUUAAUCGAUGAGGCUGCCCUCCUCGAGGCCCUGAAUGCAGGCCGCAUUCGUGGCGCGGCACUUGAUGUGUUUGACCCGGAGCCAUUGCCGCUUGACAGUCCAUGGCGAACAACUCCGUGGGGUCAAGACGGGCGGAGUGAGGUGGUCUUGUCGCCCCACAUGGGGUACGGCGAAGAAGAACUAUUGCGAGGUUGGUAUCGGGAAACAGCUGAGAAUCUGGAGAGGUGGCUUAAGGGGGAAGAACUGGUACGCAAGAUGAAUUAA
Molecule: messenger RNA, 1032 nt
Organism: Penicillium canescens
Lineage: Eukaryota; Fungi; Ascomycota; Eurotiomycetes; Eurotiales; Aspergillaceae
Product: D-2-hydroxyacid dehydrogenase family protein
Exons: 1
Coding region: 1-1032 (343 amino acids)
Molecular function (GO): oxidoreductase activity, acting on the CH-OH group of donors, NAD or NADP as acceptor; NAD binding
Source: RefSeq, a predicted model, not a curated record